This is a messenger RNA of Phalaenopsis equestris, 1875 nucleotides long. RefSeq names its product phosphoglucan phosphatase LSF1, chloroplastic. The record is from RefSeq and is a predicted model, not a curated record. Gene Ontology annotation, biological process: protein dephosphorylation; starch catabolic process. Gene Ontology annotation, molecular function: protein tyrosine/serine/threonine phosphatase activity; protein binding; carbohydrate phosphatase activity. The transcript has 10 exons. Bases 64 to 1830 code for a protein of 588 amino acids. Gene Ontology annotation, cellular component: starch grain; chloroplast. Lineage: Eukaryota; Viridiplantae; Streptophyta; Magnoliopsida; Asparagales; Orchidaceae.
UGGAUAGUCGAGGUCUCACUCUACAUCUAGAGAAGUGUCCCACUGGGGACAAGAUCUGAAGCCAUGGUGCUGCAACUGUUUCCUCAGUUCUCCUCCUUCGUCUCUUCGCCAAUCUCUUCUACUUCCCUGCCAUGGAGGAGAGGUAAACCCGAGAGCGUUCCCUGCAAUUUGAGUGCUCUGAUGGUUUGGAGGAAUGAUCGGAGGAUGAGGAGGCGGGCACACUCGAUCGUGGUGAUGUCGACAUCUAAUUCAGCAGUCUACAAGAUGAAUCUAAACGAGUACAUGGUGACGCUUGAGAAGCCGCUCGGGAUUCGUUUUGCGCUAUCACUUGACGGCAAAAUCUUUGUCCACUCUCUCAGGAAAGGGGGAAAUGCGGAAAGAUCUAAAAUAAUCAUGGUGGGCGAUACAUUAAAGAAAGCAAGUGAUGAGCCAGGUGGUGGAUUCAUUGACAUCAAGGAUUUAAGUGAUGCAGAUAAAAUGCUGGAGAGAAUUGGGGUAUCACAAAGCUUGGUACUUGAAAGGCCAUUUUCGCCCUAUCCGGUCCAGCAAUUAUAUUUGAAUAGUGAUUGGCAUAUCCUAUUUAAUAGAGGCAAGGUUUCUUUUGCUUCUUGGAAUGGAACUUUGCUGGCUUCAAAUUUGCAGUCUUCUAGCAGACAGUCAAAUUCAGGAUUUGCUAUAUUUUCUCCUAAAUUUUUAAAUCGUCAUGGAUGGCUGCUUUGGCGAUCACACGACAAGAAUGAUGGUUUUGAUUCUAAAGGAACAAUUAAUACAAAAGAGAUUGGUGAAAUUAUUGGUAUCAGUUCUGACGAAAACAAUGGAAAUAUUGAAUGGGGCUAUGGAAGUUUUCCUCUAGAAGAAUAUUUGAAGGCACUUGAACGAUCUAAAGGAGAGUUGUAUUAUAACCAUUCCCUUGGAAUGCAAUAUAGCAAGAUUACUGAGCAGAUAUACGUUGGAUCAUGCAUACAAUCAGAAAGUGAUGUGCAUAAAUUAUCAAAUAUGGGGAUCACUGCUGUUCUGAACUUUCAAAGCGAAAGUGAGCGGGCAAAUUGGGGGAUUAAUUCACGAGCUAUUAAUGAGUCCUGCUGCAGCUUAAAUAUUUUAAUGGUGAACUAUUCUAUUAGGGACAUGGAUCCUGUAGACCUGAGAAAGAAGCUGCCUUUCUCCGUUGGGCUUCUAUUUCGGCUUCUAAGGAAGAAUCAUCGUAUAUUUGUGACUUGCACAACUGGAUUCGAUCGAUCCCCUGCGUGUGUUAUUGCCUACUUACACUGGAUUCAGGACACCGCCCUUAGUGCGGCCCACAAUUUUGUUAGUGGCUUGCACUCUUGUAGACCUGAUAGACCAACUAUUGUUUGGGUCACAUGGGACCUUAUAGCCAUGGCAGAAAAUGGAAAAAUUGAUGGACCUCCAACUCAUGUUGUGAAUUUCGUGUGGAGCAAUGGAUGUAGGGAGGGCGAAGAGGUACGCUUGAUUGGUGACUUCACAGGCAAUUGGAAGGAAUCCAUAAAGGCAAUUCACAAGGGAGGUUCAAGAUAUGAAGCUGAAGUUAGACUUCGGCAUGGAAAGUAUAACUAUAAAUUCAUUGUUGGGGGACAAUGGAAGCACUCUACAUCAUUGCCCACUGAGAGGGAUGAACAUGGCAAUGUUAACAAUGUUAUCCGAGUUGGUGAUGUUGCUAGAAUUAGGCCUAGUCCCAAUGAACUACAGAUAAAGGAUCCAUUAGUUGUGAAGGUAAUUGAGCGACAACUGACGGAGGAUGAGCGUUUCAUAUUAGCCUUUGCUGCAAGGCGUAUUGCUUUUGCAAUUUGCCCAAUCAAGCUUGCUCCCAAGUAGAGAAUCCUAAUUUCCACUGCUGCUGCUGUCCUUUAUGUUCAGGAU